Molecule: messenger RNA, 1606 nt
Organism: Aspergillus pseudotamarii
Lineage: Eukaryota; Fungi; Ascomycota; Eurotiomycetes; Eurotiales; Aspergillaceae
Product: amphiphysin
Exons: 3
Coding region: 173-1402 (409 amino acids)
Biological process (GO): endocytosis; plasma membrane tubulation; actin cortical patch localization
Cellular component (GO): medial cortex; Rvs161p-Rvs167p complex; actin cortical patch
Molecular function (GO): protein binding; lipid binding
Source: RefSeq, a predicted model, not a curated record
ACGAAAGAUUACUUCCCCCACCUCCGCCGUGCCUCCUUCUCUCUCACUGUCAACUUCUCUGAAUUAUACCCCAUACCUGUCCACUCACGGCUGACUUGUCAACGUCUCUGUUUUUCUCCUUGUUUGUCCCGAUCUCUUCCGGAGUGCUUCGCUGCCUGCGACAGAAUCCAACAUGAGUUUGAAGGGCUUUCAGAAGAGCAUUGUCCGAGCGCCGCAACAGUUCAAGGCCAAAUUCAACAUUGGCGAACACACGAAGGACGCAGUCUAUAGUGAUGCAGAGCGGCGUUUUCAGGAACUCGAAACGGAGACUAAAAAACUGCACGAUGAAUCAAAGAAGUAUUUUGAUGCCAUUAAUGGUAUGCUAAACCACCAGAUCGAAUUCUCCAAGGCCAUGACAGAACUAUAUAAGCCGAUCUCCGGCCGCGCAUCGGAUCCAAGCUCGUAUACGAUUGAAGGCAACCCCGAAGGCAUCCAGGCUUGUGAAGAAUACGAAGCGAUUGUACGCGAACUCCAGGAAUCGCUCGCGCCCGAGCUGGAAAUGAUUGAAAGCCGCAUUAUCAGCCCUGCGGAUCAGUUGCUGGAGGUUAUUAAAGUGAUCCGCAAAGUCGCAGUAAAACGAGACCAUAAGAAGCUGGACUACGAUCGGCAUAGGGCCUCCCUCAAGAAGCUCCAAGACAAGAAAGACAAGUCUCUCAAGGAUGAAAAGGCUCUCUAUAAGGCUGAAAACGAUGUGGAACAAGCCACUCAGGAAUAUAACUAUUAUAACGACUUGCUCAAGGAUGAGCUGCCGAAAUUGUUUGCCCUCGAAGCAGAAUUCAUUCGACCACUGUUCCAGUCCUUCUACUACAUGCAACUGAACGUCUUCUACACUCUUCAUGAAAAGAUGCAGGGGAUGAACAUUGGCUACUUCGACCUCACGUUGGAUGUCGAGGAAGCGUUCGAGAAGAAACGCGGCGAUGUUAAGGAACGUGCUGAAGAGUUGACCAUUGUUCACUUCAAGACCAAGGGUAUCCGUCAACAGAACUCGAAAUUUGGCAAGGACAAGUUGGAAAAGGAGAACAAGUUUUCCCCGCGGCAGAAGGAUCCCGAUGUCGUUGAAAAUCCUCCCCCUCCUUAUUCUGCUGCAACAAGCGGCGGUAGCAGCAGCUUUGUUGCGGCCGCCAAAUCCAAAUCGAAGCCAGCUCCUCCGCCCCCGAAGCCGAAGCCAGCCAGAUUCGCCGCACCGGUGGAAACGGUCACAGCACUGUAUGAUUAUGAAGCGCAAGCACAUGGUGAUCUCAGUUUCUCGGCGGGAGAUGUCAUCGAGAUUGUGCAACGGACGGAUAACCAGAACGAAUGGUGGACUGGUCGUGUCGAUGGACGCGAAGGCCAAUUCCCUGCAAACUACGUCCAAUUCAGCUAAUUCACUCCUCCCGCGCUAUAUAUCGCUUCUUAUCUCGUUCAUGCGAAUAUCGUUCUAGUGUAGCAGGAGUUUGCGGUGUAGCACUAUCUCCGAGCUUGCAAUUCUUACUCACUCUUCCUAGUCGCUUGCUUUGCUCCAACUCGUCUUGCAUAUUAUCUAUUGCGUGGCAUAGACUUUUGCAUGGUAAUAAUCGUUCACAUGUAU